This is a messenger RNA of Fukomys damarensis (Damara mole-rat), 1323 nucleotides long. It is a transcript of the gene Rfng, whose product is annotated as RFNG O-fucosylpeptide 3-beta-N-acetylglucosaminyltransferase. Bases 125 to 739 code for a protein of 204 amino acids. The record is from RefSeq and is a predicted model, not a curated record. NCBI's taxonomy places the organism in Eukaryota, Metazoa, Chordata, Mammalia, Rodentia, Bathyergidae. Gene Ontology annotation, molecular function: O-fucosylpeptide 3-beta-N-acetylglucosaminyltransferase activity. Gene Ontology annotation, biological process: regulation of Notch signaling pathway. Gene Ontology annotation, cellular component: membrane. The transcript has 7 exons.
GUUUCUCCCCUAGACGUUCAUCUUUACGGACGGGGACGACCCUGAGCUCCAGCGGCAGGCAGGCAGCCACAUCAUCAACACCAACUGUUCCGCAGUGCGCACCCGCCAGGCACUGUGCUGUAAGAUGUCCGUGGAGUACGACAAGUUCAUCGAGUCUGGGCGCAAGUGGUUCUGCCACGUGGAUGAUGACAACUAUGUGAAUCCCGCCACACUGCUGCACCUGCUGUCCACCUUCUCUCCCAACCAGGAUGUCUACCUGGGGCGUCCCAGCCUGGACCAUCCCAUUGAGGCCACCGAGAGGGUCCAGGGAGGUGGGACCGCAACCACAGUCAAGUUCUGGUUUGCUACUGGUGGAGCCGGGUUCUGCCUGAGCAGGGGCCUUGCCCUCAAGAUGAGCCCCUGGGCCAGCCUAGGCAGCUUCAUGAGCACUGCAGAGCGGGUGCGGCUUCCAGAUGACUGCACAGUGGGUUACAUUGUGGAAGGACUGCUGGGGGCCCGCUUGCUGCAUAGCCCCCUCUUCCACUCCCACCUGGAGAACCUGCAGAGGCUGCCGAUGGAUGCUGUGCUACAGCAGGUUACCCUAAGCUAUGGGGGUCCUGAGAACCCCCUUAAUGUGGUGAAUGUGGCGGGUUUCAGCCUACAGCAGGACCCCACACGGUUUAGGUCUGUUCAUUGUCUUCUCUACCCAGACACAGACUGGUGUCCCACGCAGAGCAGGGGUGACCUCCCCUCACGGUGACCAGAGCCCCUGGCUUCCCUCCCUUGGCUCAGCCAGCUUCGUCUGGCUGCCGCUGCGGGCAUUGGGCAGAUGCUUGGGCUGACAUGCAGGCCUCAUGCAGCCGCGCAGGAGCCUGGGACCAGGGAAUCCUGCCAAGAUCUGCAUGUACAGCCCUCAGGAAGGCCGGAGGGCGGUGCUGCUGGUGCCAUGGCACCCCCUCAGCUGUCUCCACCGGAGCACCCGGGCACCCUUGAGGAGACUGACAGUCGAACUGCAGAACCCAUUCGGCUGGGAGCUGGGGAGUGGGCCCUGCACCACCACAGUGGGGUGAGAAGACAUCCUGCCAGGCCUCCUGGGGCACCCGCCCUGGCAGAGUACGACUUCCAGGACAGGUACCCCAGUGUGCCCUCAGGAAGAGCGGGCCUUCCUGUGGUCCUCCAGGCCACUCUCCUCCAGGUUGACUCACACUGAGUAUCUACAUGGCGGCGCUGGGGAGCAGGGGGCAGACAGCCGCCUUCCUUCCCUGGGCACUGGGAAGGGCGUGGCUCCGUCCCCCUGUCCUUGCGACAGUAGUGCAGAACAGAGUAAAGGCUCCCUGCCCACUC